ACCGGCACCGGCACCAGCGCGGGCAGCGGGCGGCGGGCAGCCGCGCCGGGCAGCGGGAACGCCGGGAAGCGAGGAGCCGUGGGCAGCGGGGAGCCGGGAGCACCGGGAAGCGGGAAACCGUGGGCAGCGGGAGCACCGGGAAACGGGGAACUGUGGGCACCGAGAGCACCGGGAAACAAGGAACCGUGGGCACCGGGAGCAUCGGGAAACAAGGAACCGUGGGCACUGGGGAGCCGCGAGCACCGGGAAGCGGGAAACCAUGGGCACCGGCAGCACCAGGAACUGGGGAACCAUGGGCACCGGGGAGCUGGGAGCACCGGGAAAACAGGAGCAUCGGGAAAGGGGAACCGUGGGCACUGGGGAGCCAGGAGCACCAGGGAACCGGGAACCGGGGAACCAUGGGCACUGGGUAGCUGGGAGCAUGGGAAAUAGGGAACUGUGGGCACCAAGGAACGGGGAAACCGGGAGCACCAGGGAGCUGGAAAACCAUGGGCACUGGGAGCGUCGGGGAAGCGGGAACCGGGGAACCGUGGGCACUGGGGAAAUGGGAGCACCCGGGAAAUGGAAGCACCAGGGAGCUAGAAAACCGUUGGGUACUGGGAACCGGGAAACCAGGAGCACUGGGAAAAUGGGAAACUGUGGGCACCGGGGAGGUGAAGAACCGGGAAAUGAGCAACCAUGGGCACCGGGGAACCGGGAAACCACAGGCACCAGGGAAUGGGAAAGCCGUGGGCACCAGAGAACCGGUGACACCGAGGAGCUGGGGAACUGGGAGCAUCAGAAAACUGUGGGCACCAGGGAACUGGGAGCACUGGGGAGCUGCAGCACUGGGGAAAUGGGAAGCAGUGGGCACUGAUGAACCAGGAGCACCGGGCAGCCACAUCACGGGGGAACCGGGAGCACCAGGAAACCGCGUUGACUUCAAGAUGAAGACCAUCGAAGUGGAUGGCAUUAAGGUGCGGAUACAGAUCUGGGACACGGCAGGCCAGGAGCGGUACCAGACCAUCACCAAGCAGUACUACCGGCGGGCACAGGGCAUCUUCCUGGUGUAUGACAUCAGCAGCGAGCGUUCCUACCAGCACAUCGUGAAGUGGGCCAGCGACGUGGAUGAGUACGCGCCUGAUGGCGUCCAGAAAAUCCUCAUUGGGAACAAGGCGGACGAGGAGCACAAGAGGCAAGUGGCCAAAGAGCAAGGGCUGCAGCUGGCCAGGGAGUAUGGGAUGGACUUCUACGAGACCAGCGCCUGCAGCAACCUCAACAUCAAGGAGUCCUUCACACGGCUGACGGAGCUGGUGCUGCAGGCGCACCGCAAGGAACUGGAGGGGCUGCGGGCCCCCCCCCGCGCCCCCGCCCUGGCCCGCCUGGAGGAGGAUGAGCAGCAGCCUCUGGGGAGCGAGGACAGCCCCAAAGCCUGCUGGUGUUGAAGCCUGGCCCCGCCCCGCCCCCCCCCCCCCCCCCAGGCCUGUGUUGGGGGGCCCACGGCGGGUGCGGGAUUGGGGCAGCCCCAAUGGAAGGGGGGGUGUGGCCGGUGCCUGGUGGAGGGGAGUGACCCAGGAUGUGCCCCCCCAGGGAUGGCGGGGGCCAGGCAGGCAUCAUGGGGGUGUCCCCCCAUCCUGGCACCCUGCAUCCUGGCACACAUGCUCCCCCAUGGUGCAUGGGGUUGGGCGGGGGGCUGUCAUGGGCGCUGUGUGCCCACCCCAUGCCCCUGGGGACACCCACCCCCCCGAGUUUUACACACACACACACACACACACACACACAC
Messenger RNA from Falco peregrinus (peregrine falcon), 1762 nucleotides. It is a transcript of the gene RAB15, whose product is annotated as RAB15, member RAS oncogene family. The record is from RefSeq and is a predicted model, not a curated record. The transcript has 7 exons. The coding region runs from base 489 to 1424 and encodes 311 amino acids. Gene Ontology annotation, biological process: Rab protein signal transduction. Gene Ontology annotation, molecular function: GTP binding; GTPase activity. NCBI's taxonomy places the organism in Eukaryota, Metazoa, Chordata, Aves, Falconiformes, Falconidae.